UCACUGUUUUUCAACCGCCUGAAGGUGUUUUUCGGGGGUUUUUCAGGCUAUUUUGAAGCUCAUUUUUCCCAGAUGUGCUUUUUUUUUCUUCUUCUUUUUUUCUUUUUUCUUCUUCUGUAACUUUUCUUCUUCGCCUUAAAGUUUCCGGCCACGUGACUUUCAGCUUACAUCCCCGAGGUUCUGAGAAACCACAGGAGGCCGAGACCUAAAGGGAAGGUGCAGAGGCUCCGAGAGGAGCGGCAGAGAAAGUGGCAGAGCGCAGGGCAGGAGGACAGCGUGCCUCCAGGACGGGUGAGAGCUGGGAAGCCAAGGGCCAUCUCAGGGGGGACAGAGGAGGGCAGGGGAGAGGGAAGGGAAGCGAGACAGAAGGCAAGCACACCAAGAGCACAAAGGAAGCUGAAGAGGCCCUGGGAGCCAGAGACGGGAGCCAUGCCCCACAGCUCCGACAGCAGCGACUCCAGCAGCUUCAGCCAGUCUCCCCCUCCCAGCAAGCAGGACUCUUCUGAUGACAUGAGGAAAGUCCAAAGGAGGGAGAAGAAUCGCAUCGCUGCCCAGAAGAGCCGCCUGAGGCAGACCCAGAAAGCAGACACGCUGCACUUGGAGAGCGAAGACUUGGAGAGGCAGAACGCUGCCCUGCGCCGGGAGAUCAAGCAGCUGACGGAGGAGAUGAAGCACUUCGCCUCGAUGCUGAGCUCCCACGAACCGCUCUGCUCCAUCCUGACGUCCCCUCCACCGCCUCCAGAAGUGCUGUACACCACACACUCCUUCCACCAGCCCCACAUCAGCUCCCCACGCUUCCAGCACUGAGCCAGCCAGUGGAACGGCAGCCUGCCAGCUCCACUGAUGGCAAGAAGCAACUUCAUGGGGCUUGCUUUUCCACCUAAGGGAGAGGGACGGACAGGCAGACAGACACCCCUUCUCAAAGUGUGUACUCUGAGUGACUUGCCUAAGACUUGCUCCCUGUGCAGAAAUGGGAGAGCCACCAGGAGGCAUCUUUGGGCAGUUUCCAGCUUGGAUCCUGGGAAGAGGAGGCAUUCACAAAAGGGCACCAACCCCCGUUCCCUGGUGCUUGUUUGGCAAAGCUCGCAGGAGCAUGCGGCACCAGCAGCCUCCAUGCAAGCGGCUGGCUGUGGCGCGCAACAGCCGGAGCUCCAGGGAGAGGAACGGGAGCAUGGGCGGAGGGGAAGGUUGGGGGCCACAGAGUACCAGGGCAA
Messenger RNA from Harpia harpyja (harpy eagle), 1214 nucleotides. It is a transcript of the gene BATF, whose product is annotated as basic leucine zipper ATF-like transcription factor. The transcript has 3 exons. The coding region runs from base 430 to 807 and encodes 125 amino acids. Gene Ontology annotation, molecular function: DNA-binding transcription factor activity, RNA polymerase II-specific; RNA polymerase II cis-regulatory region sequence-specific DNA binding. NCBI's taxonomy places the organism in Eukaryota, Metazoa, Chordata, Aves, Accipitriformes, Accipitridae. Gene Ontology annotation, cellular component: nucleus. The record is from RefSeq and is a predicted model, not a curated record. Gene Ontology annotation, biological process: regulation of transcription by RNA polymerase II.